Phragmites australis (common reed) is the source of this 799-nucleotide messenger RNA. Its product is annotated as calcium-binding protein CP1-like. Gene Ontology annotation, molecular function: calcium ion binding. The transcript has a single exon. NCBI's taxonomy places the organism in Eukaryota, Viridiplantae, Streptophyta, Magnoliopsida, Poales, Poaceae. Bases 104 to 616 code for a protein of 170 amino acids. The record is from RefSeq and is a predicted model, not a curated record.
CGCAAUUAGCCGCGACCUCCGCUAAAACAGAGCGCCCGUUUAGAUCCAGAGAUCUAGACUGUUCCCGAGUCUCAUCCUCGCCCUCGCGCCGAAGCAAGCAACCAUGCGCCCCACCGGCAGGUACCUAGGCCUCGACCUCUCUGCCGGCGCUGACCUGAGGCCGGCGUUCGACGUGCUGGACGCGGACCGCGACGGCCGCAUCAGCCGCGAGGACCUCAAGUCCUUCUACGCCGCCGCCGCGGCCACGGGCGAUCGGUUCGACGACGACGACCUCGCGGCCAUGAUCGCGGCCGCCGACGCAGACCGCGACGGGUUCGUGCAGUACGACGAGUUCGAGCGCCUCCUGGGCCGCGCUGCCGCCGCUGCCGCGGGGGGUUGGGGGGGCGGGUGCCGGUCCGCGAUGGAAGACGCGUUCCGGCUGAUGGACCGGGACGGGGAUGGCAAGGUCGGGUUCGAGGACCUCAAGGCGUACCUCGGGUGGGCCGGGAUGCUGGCCGCCGACGAGGAGGUCCGCGCCAUGAUCCGCGUCGCCGGCGGCGGAGACGGCGACGGCAGCGUGGGGAUCGAGGCGCUCGCCAGGGUGCUCGCUGUUGAUUUGGAAGGAAUCGCCCUCUGAAACUCCGACUUGAUUGCGCAGAGCCCCUGCGAUUAAUUUUUGGGCGGUUCUUUUUGUUAUAUUUGGUUGGUGACCACGAAGCGGGCCUGUUAUGAUGUGAUGGAUGUGCUGUUCUCGAGGAUCGUGAGGCUUGUCUGUAUUCUACCUGCUCUCCACAAAAGAAAUUGAAAAGUUUGUACUCUA